Molecule: messenger RNA, 6746 nt
Organism: Astyanax mexicanus (Mexican tetra)
Lineage: Eukaryota; Metazoa; Chordata; Actinopteri; Characiformes; Acestrorhamphidae
Gene: znf217
Product: zinc finger protein 217
Exons: 6
Coding region: 598-3567 (989 amino acids)
Biological process (GO): regulation of DNA-templated transcription
Cellular component (GO): nucleus
Molecular function (GO): DNA-binding transcription factor activity, RNA polymerase II-specific; RNA polymerase II cis-regulatory region sequence-specific DNA binding
Source: RefSeq, a predicted model, not a curated record
UCUAUGUGCGCGCGCCUCGGAACGCAACAGCUGCACAGUGAGGGAGAGAUUCGCAAACACUGAGAGAGAGAGAGCGCAGCUUUUCUCUUUUUUGGGCCAGCUCUGCUAACAAUUGGCUAGCGCAGCCGCUAACCCAGAACACGACUUGAUUUCCGAAGAACUUACGCGUGUGUUUAACUCGCUGUGUGAUAUGGCUCUGUGUCUGCUCUAAUAGAGCGAGUGAAUACCUGGCGAAUAGUGAACAUUAUCGGUUCUGCCUGUCAGGACGUAAUUCCGUUGUGUGAAUCACGAGAUAUCUGAAGAGAUUUCGAGUGUGCACGCCUACCAGCGGCAAGCCUGAACUGCUUUGUGUGCAGCUCGUCAUGUUUUAUUGUAGGGGUACGGUGAAGCUCUUUGAGGACCCGUUUUUUUGGAAUUUCCUUUGAAAACCGCCUGUGUUUCCCCUGAAGAGUCGAGACGAUUAGAAAACUCUUUGUUGAUUUUUUUUUUUGUUGUCUUUCAACUACUUUUAGAUGAGAGUGACUCAUCUAAAUAGAUCCUAUAGUUUCCUGCCCUUUUUAUUAAGCUGACGGGGUUUGAUAAGGCCUGUCUUUUGUCAUGCCAACCCACCCACUCAUGCCGUAUGUGGAAAGUCCUGAUGGGCUAGGCCAUGAUAUCCUGAACCACAGUAGUGCUACUAUGCCUGGUUCUAGCUCGAGUAUGACCCCCCACAUCAGUUUAGCCGAGAAGACGGAUGCUCAGAUGGCGCAGAUGGCGCAGACGGCAGGCAGCUUGCCACUGGACUGCAUGUUCUGCGACCAGACCUUUCAGAAUGAGGAAGAGCUUCGACCACACCUCUUUGCACAGCACCAGACAACGCUGCACGCCCCAGCUGUGCUCAGGGUAGAGGCUGAGUUCUUAACCCCAGGAGAAAGAGCCUGCUCCAAGUCCUGCCUGCCCACAGAGCCUGAGGAACAACUGGACUGCGUAGUGUGUGGUCAGGCCACUGAAAGUGCAGCUGAGCUGGAGGCUCACAUGAGGAAGCACAAGGAUUCCUUCAUUUACAGCUGUAACAUGUGUGGGCGACGCUUUAAAGAGCCCUGGUUCUUGAAGAAUCACAUGAGAACACAUGGAAAAUCAGGGGGUAGAAGUAAGAACCAGGACACGGAAGCACCGGUCACCAUCAACGACGUCAUCCAAGAACAACCGCAGUCAAAUGCAGUCACCGCGUACAAAAUGUGCAUGGUGUGUGGAUUUUUCUUCCUCAACAAAGAGGUGCUAGCCGAGCACAGUAAAGUGCACAGUCGAGAAGCAGAGCUGAGUGAGGAGAACGUCUCUGCAGAAAGCGAGCCUGCUGUGGAGUCCCACGACAGUGAGUCCCACGACAGUGAGUCCCACGCCUCCAAAGACGGCUUCCUGCAGUACCUCCAGCUGCGUCCCGCGUCCAGUCAAGAAAGCGCUGUGCAAAACCAAAGCCAAUCAGGACGCUGGAUCUCGCAUCUCGACCCUUUCAACACCUACCAGGCCUGGCAGCUGGCCACUAAAGGCAAGAUAGCUGUGGGCCCCAAUCUGAACAAGGAGCUCAACAUAGACUCCAACUCCGACAACGACGAUUUCGGUUCCGACAAAGAAGAGCUCGGCUCUAUCUGGGACUCCAGCAACGGAGACAAGCCGGUAAGGAGGGGCCUUAGAAACGAGCUGAAGCCCAAAUUCAAUGGCCGGGAGACGCCCUCGCCGUUGCCGGAUCAGAAGAGUCUGAUACGUAAUAGUGGUCAUAAUAAUAUUAAUAAUAACAAGCCCACAGACUGUGAGGAGUGUGGAAAGACUUUCAGAACCUACCAUCAGCUGGUGCUUCACUCCAGAGUUCAUAAGAAAGAAAGGGGAGGAGCGGAGAGCCCCACGACUCCUGUGGAAGGGAGGGCUCAGAGCGUGGGCUCGUCUGGCAGUCCGUCUCUGGACCGAGUGGAGGACGGCUCUGAGGACGGAUUUGAAGAAGGAGUAGCUGGCGAAUCUUUUCAUUCAGAUAAAGGUGAAGGUGGCUCGCAUAAAAUGAAACUGAAAAUUCUUGCUCCAAGGAAGUGUUGUUACUGUGGAAAAACCUUUCGUUCCAACUAUUACCUCAAUAUUCAUCUCAGGACACAUACAGGUGAAAAGCCUUACAAAUGUGAUUACUGUGACUAUGCUGCAGCUCAGAAAACCUCUCUAAGGUAUCACCUGGACAGGCGUCACAAAGACAGGCCUUUUACUGAAAUCCCCAACAUCCCUACCAAGGGCCGAGAGUCUCCUAGAAACACUGAUGACAAGCAAGCUUCUAAACCACCUAAACAGUGGCCUGCUCCAAGCCCCGCCUCUGCCGUCGUCAAACAGGAAGUAGGGCCCGGCCAGCCAGGCGUCAUCACUACUGCCAGCUCUGUCAUCCGUGUCAAAGAGGAGUGUGGGAAUAUGUCCACUACAGCUCUUUAUACGCCUUCUCCUGGGGAGGCGCGUGUGAAAUGCCUUCUGCCGAACAGCUUUAAGACUGAGAGUAAAGAGUCUGCAGAUGCUGCACCGUUAAACCUUUCCUUUAAAGUGUCUUUAUCCAUCUCUGCUACCUCAGUGCCCAGGAACCUGCUCCCGACCAACUCCUGUAAGUCCUGCCCGUACGAAACCCUUUACCCUGAGGUUCUGCUCAUGCACAAGAAGCUCAUCCAUAAGGAGAACUUGGACAUGAAGAAGAAUGGCUACAGGCCUCCCCUCAAGCUGAAACGGUACACUGGAUGCCCUCCGGCUCUUGAGGGCAAAGAUGUCAGUCCUUUACCUCACAUCAACAGGAGACACCCUCGCCGGACCAAAUCACCACCACCACCACCCCAAGCUGGAAGAUCCGUGGAGAAAGUCCAGCCACAGAAACCUCCUCAGAUAUUGAAGGUGUCGCCUGCUAAAGAGCCAAGACGAGACCACCACCUGCAGGGAACCCAAAGAAUCAAGCUUCCCGAAGGAUCCAUUGCAUCCAUUCCGCCCAGGUUCCCGGAUGUGGCGGUGGAUCCCGGCAGAAAGUUAAACUCCCCCGCGGUCGUGGACAGAGGGACGUCCAAUCAGAAGCCUGCGCUUUCUUCUAGAACAAGUGUGAUCUGGCCGUCGGAUGUGGCCAGGCUGUGUCUCUCAGACCGCUUCAGGAGCUUGACGCAAAUGGAUUAUGGCGAGCCCUCCAGCAAGAGGCUAAAGCCCGCGGAGCCUCUCCAGGGCGCUGGAAGGAUUGGGGAUGAGUUCAGUCGACUCGUGCCCUCAGGCAGGAAUGUGAAAAGCGUACUGCAAGGGAAUCUACCCUUUGCUCCUGUCAGGGUGGCUCCGUCAGUGCCGAGCGGCAGCGGCAGCAGCGUCGAGGCAGACUGGAACGUCAUCAACCUCCUGCGCUCCUACACUCCCAGCGACCUGGCCCCGCUCUACCAGCCUGUUGUGGCAGGCUCGGCUCACACUCCUGGGAAUUCACCCAGCGUCGGGAGCAGGCCCUUGGUCUUACCUCAUUACUCAGCUAGCAUCAGUCAGAGGAGAAGUCACCAGAGCUCGCUGCCUAACAGCCGGCCGGCUCCUCCCGACGCCAGCUCUUAGAACUUGGCACUGGUUUGAAAUAUUUGGAUAGAAUCACUGCACCAGCUCCAACCACGGGAAAUACUACUGGAAGAAAGGUUUAAUAUAUUGACGAACGAGACACAAGGACGUGCCCUUGAUGCAUGUUCACUCCUCCAGACACUACUUAACUACUAUAAAAAAACAAAACAAAAAAAAAAACAAACAAAAAAAGAAGAAGAAGAAGAAGGGACAGACACGUUACUGUUACUGGUAGACGUGGAGGGGGAGCCAUUCGUCUGUUAUCUCGGCCUUGGCCAGGAGAAAGAAGCAGAGCGAGAAGACUGACUUGGGAUCAGGCCUUGAACAGUGUUGUCAUGUGUUUUUUCAUGUGUCAUAAUGUUCCAUUAUGUCAACAGCUUACAGACGCGGUACUGCACUUAACACAAAACACACAAAAAAAAACACACGAACUUUAAGAUUAUGCACUCCACACAGCUUACACCAUACAGCCGUUGAAUGCAUUUGUAUCAACUGCUUUCAGGAUCGCUUUCAGAUGCUUUAGGGAGGAAGGGAGGGAGGGAGGGAGAGAGGGAGGGAAGGAAGGGGGUCAGUGUACUGUUUUCAAUUAAAGUUUCUGACCGUUUGAGGCUAAAUGCGUAAAUUUGACGAAAAUUUGAUGUAAAACUUGAUUAAAUUGUAUUAAUUGUUUUCCCUUUAGUAUAAGUUUUCUACUUUUUCAUUUUUCAUUCCAGACAAACGAACAAAGCACAAUACAUUUAAUAUGAAAAUUAAAUGAAAAAAGCACUGCUAGCAAGCAAUUUAUCUAAAAAGUAAAAAAGUGCCAUUCUAGUCCUAUAUUUCUAAUCAUAAACUUAAACAGUGCAAUUUUAGUCAUAAAUUUACCUCAGUCUCAAAGUAUCGUUUUCAUUUCUGCCUCUAAGUUUCAGAGAAUAUGAAACAAACAAACAACAAAAAACACAUCUUUAAUCAAUUCUCUAAUAAUUAAUUCUCUCUUUUUUUGUAUCUUCUAACAUAAGUAGGUUGGAUCAUCAGAUCACAGGAGAAAAUAAAAAAAAAGUAAAUAUAUAUAUUUUUUCAUCAUCUUCAUCAAAUCAUCCGUUUCUUAUUUUACUAUAAAUUACUAUAAUUUAGUUUUACACCCAAUUUUCCUUUUUUUUUUUUUUUUCCUUUUUUUUUUUUUUUUUUUGUUUAAACGUAUCCUCAAUCGGUCAGAAACUUGAACUGUUGAACUGUUAAAAUGUUGAAACUUGAAAUAUAAAUAUAUAGCGCUGAUCGAGGGGGGGUCUUGCAUCGAUCUUAAUGCCUAACACAAUACAAAAGUGCCUGUUGUAUACUUGAUCGGAAUGCUGUUACACACAAAGGUAGCACAGACCAAAUAAUAAAUAAAUAAAAAAAUAGGGGAACUUGACUCGACUUGUUCGAAACCGAUAAAGUAUGUUUUUUUUUGUAAAGACAUUUCUAUUACAAUUUACGAUUUACAAUUUACGGUUUACGCUGUUGAGUGAAAACAAGGGUCUACUCUUCUACUCUUAAUGCCAUGCAGCUUUCGGAGAGUUUUACGUUAUUCCUGUUGGUGCAGAGGAGCGAGAGCUGCUGCUGCAGCUGCUGCUGCUGUGUAGUAUUGUCUCGGGACUGAGACGCAUGAAGCAAUGGUGAUGUACUGUGUACUUCUGUACUUUUUUUUCCUUCUUUUUUUUAUUUUUAAUUUUUUUGUAUUUUUUGUUUAUUUGAUUGAUUUGGGCCUCUGUUUGAUGCAGGUUUUGCAUAGAGCCUCUUUACUGUGACAAAAUAAAAACCCGAUAUGCCAUCCUCCUCAGGAUGACCUCAGAUGGACGUUAUAUAACUGUGACAUAGUCCUUUGUUUUAGUUGUGUGAUGAUGAUGAUGAUUAAAACAACUCCCUGUAGAAGAGGGCGUUCUUUUUCGGUUUACUGUUACAAUAUUCACACAAUAUCUGAAUGUUUACUUUGUUGUAUUGUUUUUUUUUGUUUGUUUGUUUUUUAUUCUCUAAUGUUAUUAUUAGUUGUAGUUAAUAUUGUUGUUGUUAUUGUUAUUAUUAUCCAUAUUUCUUUUGCAGAAUCAUGUCAGGAUGUGUAUUUAUUUCCUAGCCGACGUCGUCUCGCUCCGCCUGUGGAGGUUUGUGGAUGCUUGUGUGGCAAAAAUGAUGGGAUGAGCUGUAAAAGGGCAUCACUAGAGCUGUGGUCUGACUGUGGCUUUAUCUACUGACCUGUCUGAUGUGGUCUGCUUUUUUCUUUUUCUUUUUUUUAUAUAUAUAUAUUUUUUUCCAUAAACUACCUUCUCUCCACCUUUUUUUUUUUUUUUUUAAGGAUGUGUGAAUUCUCUGCAUCUCAUUUGUUAACUUAUUUGCUUAUAUAUAUUUAAGGGGCUCAGUCGUGACUUUUGUCAGAAACUCUUCCUGAUAUAAACUUGAAAAAGGUUCUUAUUGGUUUUUCUUGUGCUGUUCCACUGGAAGACAAGGCAGGAGAGUCGCUUCUUUCCCUUCCCUUAUUUUUUUUGUUCAGCCGCUGUUUAAAACUGAGAGAGAGAAUUUGUUGUUGUCGAUAUUUAACAUUCUGGACACUUCAGUGGUUCAGAGUAGUCGUAAUGAUUAUGUGCAUUGAGUCUGCGUGCAUUGAGUGAGUUCUCUCACUGGUAACUCUUCACUUUUUUUGUGUAUUUUUUUUUUAUUUCAAUAGUAUAGUUUUUUUUUGUUUUUGCUUAGAUAAGUUUGGAAAAUGGAGUUUACACCGAUGUGUGCUCUGUGUAAAUAUGUAUUUGUUUCGAUUUCUUCCUUCCCCAUAAUAAUGUGUUUAUUUUUAUUUUUCUGCACUUUUCACAAAAUGUUCUCCCUUUUUAUUAUUUUUUUUUCCUUUUUUUUUUUUUUGUGAAUUUAUUAUAUUCAGCAUUGGAUCUCAGGCCCAGUAGGACUUUUACGCGCUGCAGGAAGCAGGGUAUGAAACACAAACUGUGCAGAGUAUGGAGUCCGUGAGAUUUCAGAAAGAAAGAAACUCAUUUUUUGGGCCUACAGGGACCAACGCAGCAACAAACCACUCCACCCACGAGAAUUUAACAGUGUUCAGACGUGCAUUCUGGUCUUCAGAUUUCUAUUUGGUUCUUGAACUUUUCUAACCAUGUUGUCAAACUGAGACCAAGUGUAUUUUCAGGCUGUUCAGUUGCGAAAUAAAGCAGUUGUGUGUA